Molecule: messenger RNA, 2585 nt
Organism: Cololabis saira (Pacific saury)
Lineage: Eukaryota; Metazoa; Chordata; Actinopteri; Beloniformes; Belonidae
Gene: pi4k2a
Product: phosphatidylinositol 4-kinase type 2 alpha
Exons: 9
Coding region: 163-1485 (440 amino acids)
Biological process (GO): phosphatidylinositol phosphate biosynthetic process; Golgi organization; endosome organization
Cellular component (GO): lysosomal membrane; endosome; trans-Golgi network
Molecular function (GO): 1-phosphatidylinositol 4-kinase activity
Source: RefSeq, a predicted model, not a curated record
UUUCUUUUUCCCAUGUUUCCUAGCCAGCGCUAGCCAGCAAAAACAACCGUCCUAUUUUCUAUUAUUUUCAUUUUGAACAUAUCUACUUUUCGUCCUUAUACUUAUUUCUCUAUCUACCUACAAGGGGAAAGAUUCUCCCAUACAUCUACCUCCUCCACAGUCAUGGACGAGACGAGUCCGCUGGUGUCUCCGCUGCGGGACUCGGGUGAGUUCAGCUACUGCCCCGUGGAGCCCCCCAGACCACCGGGCUCCGCGCUGCGGAUGCCCGCCGACAGUCCGGGGCGCAGCCGCGAGAGGCAGCCGCUCCUGGACCGGGACCGGGGAAACGCGCACCGGGAACCGCACAGGAACGACUUCCCAGAAGAUCCCGAGUUCAGGGAUAUCAUCCGCAAGGCCGAGCGAGCCAUAGACGAGGGGAUCUACCCGGAGAGGAUCUACCAGGGCUCCAGCGGGAGCUACUUUGUCAAAGAUGCACAGGGGAAAAUCAUUGGCGUGUUUAAACCUAAAAAUGAAGAGCCUUACGGCCAGCUGAAUCCCAAAUGGACUAAGUGGCUCCAAAAAUUAUGUUGUCCCUGCUGUUUUGGCCGUGACUGUUUGGUUCUGAACCAAGGGUACCUCUCGGAGGCCGGGGCCAGCCUGGUCGACCAGAAACUGGAGCUCAAUAUUGUACCCAGGACCAAGGUGGUGUAUUUGGCAAGUGAAACAUUCAACUACAGUGCCAUCGACAGAGUCAAAUCUCGAGGAAAAAAGCUCGCUCUGGAGAAAGUGCCGACAGUGGGCCAGCGCUUCCACAGGAUCGGACUGCCGCCCAAGGUUGGCUCCUUCCAGCUCUUCGUUGAUGGAUAUAAGGAUGCAGAUUUCUGGCUACGGAGGUUUGAAGCUGAGCCUUUGCCUGAAAACACAAACCGUCAGCUCCAGUUGCAGUUUGAGCGGCUCGUAGUCCUUGAUUACAUCGUCCGAAACACAGACAGAGGAAAUGACAACUGGUUACUAAAAUACGACUGCCCCAUGGAUCCUGUCGGUAACAGGGACACAGACUGGGUAGUGGUGAAGGAGCCUAUCAUCCAGUUGGCAGCCAUAGAUAACGGGCUGGCCUUCCCCCUCAAACACCCCGACUCCUGGCGAGCCUACCCCUUCUACUGGGCGUGGCUGCCCCAAGCCAAAGUUGUUUUCUCUCAGGAAAUCAGAGAACUAGUCCUACCCAAACUAUCUGACCCAAACUUUGUCAAAGACCUCGAAGAGGACCUAUACGAAUUAUUUAAGAAAGAUCCCGGUUUCGACAGGGGACAAUUUCACAAACAAGUAGCUGUUAUGAGAGGGCAGAUCUUAAACCUGUGCCAAGCCCUGAAGGAUGGUAAAACCCCCCUCCAGUUGGUCCAAAUGCCCCCAGUUAUUGUGGAAACUGCUAGAGCACCUCAGAGAGCUAAUAGUGAGUCCUACACGCAGAGUUUCCAGAGCAGACGGCCCUUCUUCACAUGGUGGUAGGAAACGAAGAUGAGCAGGGGAACAGCAGGAGGCUGGAGUCUGGACUGAGGAGCGUCUGUUUAUGGACAGAGACAGAAUCUGAGAGCACAGGGUUUUGUGUUUUGUUUUUUUUUAUUAAUUAAAAAUCCUGAAAAUAAUUCUCACCUUCUCUCCUUGCCGAUAUUAUGGUACAGCCUGUGAGUUAGUGAGUGGAGAAAUGAGGCCAAAGGGGAAGGUUUUCCCGACAUCUUCACCGUUUGCUUCCGUGCCUUGUGUGUAUAAGAAAAAUGUAGGUGAUGAGGAUUCUGUUCCCUCCUGAGAGUGAUACCGGUGAGAAAAACAUUUCUUUGCACCCCUGGGUGCAUAUUAUGCUUGCUCACUUACACAUGCAUGCCAGUCAGAAGCCUCACAUCUGUGUUUGGAUGGAAGGAAAUGCAUUCCAUGAUUUUCUUUUUUUUUUGGUCAUACCUCUUUGCCUUUUAAUACUGCAUAUUCCCUCCCAUGCAGUCAAAAGCCCCAGGCUGGUGAAAGCAGUGUCACUAGAUAUGUGUUUUGUUUUCUAACAAAUAAGAGACGUGCUUAUUGUGAUUGAAGUCAUUCAGAUUUGGAAAGCGGGCACUAAAUACGUAACAGGACCUCUGUGAACUUCUUUCCAGUUGUUGAUUGCUCCUCUGAAGGCUCUGAUCGGCUGUUAAUUAGGGGUGAUAUUGCGAACCUUAGGUACUUUAGAUGAAGGAAGCUAAACAUGUUACAGUGGCCAGUGUUUGGCUGGUUUACCUGCUUUGGCUUUCCCUCAGAGACGGGUUAAAUCAUCUGCACCUAAGCAGAGCGGGAGAGGAGUCCCCACCAGCUCCUGUUCGUCUUGGCUUCAUUUUUAUGUUCAGUUAAUUUUCUGGCUACUGGAUGGACCCAAGUAAACAAAGAAGUAACUUCCUGCUGUACUGAACUGACAAGAAAUGUAUUGUGAUAAUGCACUGUAUAAUUUGUAUGUAAUAUUUAAUGAUAGAUUGUAAUUAAAACAUAUUCAGCUAAUACAGAUGAUUUGCAUUCUUGCUGCUGUGCCACAAAUCUGAUCUAGUAAAAUAUAUUUAAAGCUGCUAUAAUCAAUAAUUUACUUUUUA